Molecule: messenger RNA, 633 nt
Organism: Haemorhous mexicanus (house finch)
Lineage: Eukaryota; Metazoa; Chordata; Aves; Passeriformes; Fringillidae
Gene: RGS21
Product: regulator of G protein signaling 21
Exons: 4
Coding region: 1-459 (152 amino acids)
Source: RefSeq, a predicted model, not a curated record
AUGCCAGUGAAAUGUUGUUUCCACAGGUCAGAUGCUGGGGAAACCAUGGCCUGGUCUGAGUCUGUGGAUACAGUACUAUCCAAUAAAGAGGGCCUGGCAGCUUUUCGGACAUUUCUGAAGUCUGAGUUCAGUGAGGAGAAUGUGGAGUUCUGGCUGGCCUGCGAGGACUUCAAGAAAACCAAAUCCUCCACCAAGAUCGCCUUGAAAGCCCAGAAGAUUUAUUCUGACUUUAUACAAGCUGAUGCUCCAAAGGAGAUUAAUAUUGACUUCCAUACCAAAAAUGACAUCUCCCAGAACAUCUCUGAGCCCACCCUCAGCUGCUUUGAUGCUGCUCAGAGCUCAAUCUACUGUCUCAUGGCAAAGGACUCUUUUCCCAGGUUUCUGAGGUCAGAAGUGUACAAGGAACUGGUGAAGAAGUACCAGGACAGAAAUCAGAAGAGAUGGCUCCCAUUUCUGUGAGGAAAAACACUGAGGCUUUUAGGAAUUGAUAAUGUCUCCCAUUGCAAUUCAGUACAGAUGAUUAUUCAUUAUUAAAGUGAUUGCAGAAGCCAAUUUCAAGAAUCACCUGUGCCAGCUUGUUUUUAAGUACAAAUUGCAUGUGAUGCUUUCUAAUAAAAGUAGAGAAAUAUUCAA